Oncorhynchus gorbuscha (pink salmon) is the source of this 888-nucleotide messenger RNA. Its product is annotated as ras GTPase-activating protein 3-like. Lineage: Eukaryota; Metazoa; Chordata; Actinopteri; Salmoniformes; Salmonidae. The coding region runs from base 19 to 888 and encodes 289 amino acids. The record is from RefSeq and is a predicted model, not a curated record. The transcript is spliced from 9 exons.
GUCCCAGGUCCCAACAGGAUGAGAGACUGUUACUGUACUGUCAACCUGGAUCAGGAGGAGGUCUUCAGAACCAAGAUCAUCGAGAAGUCUCUGUGCCCUUUCUAUGGAGAGGACUUUUAUUGUGAAAUCCCCCGCAGUUUCCGCCAUCUGUCCUUCUACAUCUUCGACAGAGACGUGUUCAGGAGGGACUCCAGCAUCGGUAAGGUAGCAGUGCAGAAAGAAGACCUCCAGAGGUAUCAUGGUAAAGACACCUGGUUCCCCCUGAGACACGUCAGCGCAGACUCAGAGGUUCAGGGAAAGGUCCACAUAGAGCUCCGUCUCAGUGAGGUCAUCACAGACAGCGGAGUCGUCUGUCAUAAACUGGCCACACGUGUGUUGGAGUGCCAGGGCCUGCCCAUCGUGAAUGGACAGUGUGAUCCGUACGCUGCGGUCUCCCUGCUGGGCCCAUCCAGAUCAGAAGCUAAGAAGACCAAGGUGAAAAGGAAAACCAACAACCCCCAGUUUGAUGAGACAUUUUACUUUGAGGUGACACGACCUCUUAGUCACACCAAGAGACAGUUUGAUGUGGAGGAGGAGGGUGUUGACAAGCUGGCUCUGAGGGUUGACCUGUGGAAUGCCAGUAACCUGAAGUUUGGGGAUGAGUUCCUGGGAGGGGUCAGAGUUCCUCUGAGGGCCCUGGGACAGGCUGGGGUCCACGACGCAUGGUACUUUCUGCAGCCCAGGGAUAACGGAGGGAAGCCGGUGAAAGUGGAUGAGUUGGGUUCUCUUCGUUUAAACAUAGUUUACACUGAGGACCAUGUGUUCCCCUCUGACCACUACGGCCCUCUGAGAGACCUGAUGUUGACCUCGGCUAACGUAAAGGUGAGGGGGUGUACUGUAGAUACCUAA